Oikopleura dioica is the source of this 513-nucleotide messenger RNA. The record is from the annotation of a GenBank genome assembly. NCBI's taxonomy places the organism in Eukaryota, Metazoa, Chordata, Appendicularia, Copelata, Oikopleuridae.
AUGAAAAUUUUGCUUUUUCUUUUCCAACUUAUUUUGGCAAGUUAUAAUUCUAUUCGUUGCGUCGCAUUGGAACUCAAAUGCUCUGGCUCAACGUUUUCUUACCGUUUUCACGGUGGCUGCGUUCGUGCAUACCGAACUUUGGGAAAGCAGGAUUUGAAUUUUAACGGUGUCUGCAAUUUAUCACUUUCGGAACUGCGUCCGCCGAGGAUUCGAGAAGGAGAAUGCGGAAAUACCGCCAAAAAUCAGGAAAACGGAGGUCUUCAAUGGACAAAUCGAGUCACGAAUGAGCUCUUGGGAAUUGACGAAACUUUGACUUGCCGACAAGGCCCUUCUGAUGGUGUUUUUGCGCCUUCUGUGGAAAGCCAAACUCGCGAAUUCCGCUGGAACUCCUUGAAAGGAAAAUUUGAAAUUAUCAAUGCUUUUGGAAUGGCUGUUUGUUCAAGAGAGACCUUCGAUUUUUCGAAUUCAAAAGAUUUGGUAGACAAAAGAAAGAGAAAAAAGAAGAGGAAGUGA